ACAUGCUUCUUUCCCAGUGGAAAAAAGGCCUUGGGCCAUACGCCGUGCUCGGAUGACGAAUACACCGCAUGCUGUGACAACAACCAUGUUUGUAUGACCAACGGGCUCUGCGUGAAUGUCGGAAGCGACCAGCCAUACGGAUUUUCGCGGGCGGCUUGCACAGAUAAGAGCUGGGGAUCUAGCUGUCCGCAAGAAUGCGUCGAAAAGGAAGAUGGCAAAGCAGGAUGCGCAAUUUUAACUUUCGAGGCCGGUGGAAAUGCCACCACGUACUGCUGCAACGCGAUUACGUCGAAGAACGGAAGUGCUGCCUGUGCCAACGAUGAAGAUCCUUUCACAAUCACAAGCGGAACGGCCAUCUCAGGACGCGCAUAUCUAUCGAACCUGGUCGCCAAGGAUUCCGGCAAUAACAACCGAGAAGUCGCGAUUGGGGCUGGCGUGGGCGUGCCACUGGGCGUGUUGUUCCUCACCGCAUUGGGUUGGGCUCUUUAUGAACGAAAGAAGAGA
Molecule: messenger RNA, 504 nt
Organism: Aspergillus ruber CBS 135680
Lineage: Eukaryota; Fungi; Ascomycota; Eurotiomycetes; Eurotiales; Aspergillaceae
Exons: 2
Source: RefSeq, a predicted model, not a curated record